Molecule: messenger RNA, 1695 nt
Organism: Aplosporella prunicola CBS 121167
Lineage: Eukaryota; Fungi; Ascomycota; Dothideomycetes; Botryosphaeriales; Aplosporellaceae
Exons: 1
Coding region: 1-1695 (564 amino acids)
Source: RefSeq, a predicted model, not a curated record
AUGGAGUUGUUCCAUUUGUUGAUCGCCCUUGUGGUGAUCACACUUGGCCUCACAGAUAUAGGCCAAGUCCUUGACAUCGACUACCCAAUUGUCACUUCUCUCAUCCCCAUCUCCGGUUUCUUCAUCACGGCCAAUGUUCUCUGUCGCAAAACCAACAAAUGCACCCCACCGUCUGACUACGUCAAGUCUCACUUUCCCGGUCUCUAUGGUCAACAGGGCUUCAACAACUCCGACAGCUUCGAUGUGGCCAACAACUUCGACGCGGUCACGAUUGCAAUCGAGGACGAACAGACGCGAGAGAGGCGACUCAAGGAAGUGAGCGAUGAGGCUGAACGACUCCAAGAUGAAGCCUACCGUGCUCAUAUCACCAGGAGGACCACUCCCAAAGAGGAGGAAGGCAAAUGGGACCCCGAGACCCAUACAUGCGAAUCUCUCAUGCCUCAAAAAUGCAAGGAUGACCCGAUUUGCGAUUUCCUGAGACACCUCUUCGACCUGCCUAAAUAUGGACCCUGGGUCACAAAGUACAAGCCCUGCGACCAAUGCGACAAAAAGAGCUUGCUCUGUUGGUAUACCAGAAGGUGGCACGGCUUUGAACCGUCCUGGAACCAAUGGCUCGCCACAACCUUGUGCGCCAUCCACCUUGCCCUCUGGAUCGCCUUUUUGGUCAUUUUCUUCCACAGAGUCUACGCCGGCAUGGUUGUCUGGUACAGCCUCAAUGUCCGGAAAGAAGAAACGGUUUACACUGCAUAUCUUGGUCCAUUCAUCCAGAGCACACCCAACACCCCCUUCAGGGUUCGCGAGCACAUGCGCCGUCAAGACAUGCCACCCAUGGCCCCCAUCCGGCAAGCUCGACUGUCCCCCUUGUACUUCAUCACCGAAUGGCUCGUCCCGAAAGUCUUGGACUUUAUUGUCAACUGCAUCAUCUUCACUCCGCCUGGCUUCUACACCGGCUUCUCUCAAGGCCUCGAGGUUUCAGGAAUCAUGAGAGGCGGCAUUCACCACGACCCUCCGGAGUACAUUCAUCCUUGGUUCACCCUCGGCCACGCUUUCGGCUGUUGGUAUGGUUUCUGGAUUGGCAUGAUCUUCAACUUCCUCGACUUUCAGAUUCGCUCGCAUGAGGUUGCCGUCUGUGCCCAGCUUGGCAUGCAAAUGUGGAUUCCUGGACUAGCUUUGGCCAUGGUCGCUGCUGUCUGGACGAUUGACAACGAUGCGCCGGUCUUCGUGAACGCCUUCAUCAUGGACGCCAUUGAAAUGUGCGAAGGUUCAUGGCAGGGCGACAGAACCAUGCUCGUCGACAAGGUGCCAGCCAUCCUGAGCUACCUCGGAAACAUUCUCGCCGACUUUGUCUUGUCAAGCUUGCACCUCAUCACGAAGAUCUUUAGCUUCAUCUUCUUCCGCAAGGAAAGCCUUCGCACCGCCAUCCUCGUCCGUAUCAACACUCCUGAGGCUUUGGCUUACAUCAUGGGCCCUUGCGACCUCUGCUAUAAGAAUAAAUAUCUCUGCAGCUAUCACGUCGAAAUCAACGACCUCCCCGAGGAGUACGAAUGCCCUGAUUACAACCCCAGGCGCUCCCGUUACGCUAUGAGGAGACUUUACGGCGACCACUUGACUUGGGAGGAGUACUUCCAAAAGCUUGCCGCCAGUUUCAAGUACCCCGGUAGCGAGGACACCGGUUGCGAGGAAACUGGUAUCUAG